AUGUUUCAUGUCCUUGUCCUGGUUCAUGCCACCAAGGUUCUUCGAGUCUCGGAUUUGCUCGAGUUACACGGCCCGCCUCCCGCACAUGAGGAUUUGCAACGAGCAAACCUGUUAGUGAAGUGGAGUCCCGAGCUGUUCACGGUUUUUGUUUCACAUCAGUGGCUGAGCAAGGGCCAUCCUGACCCGGAGGGCUUACAGCUUCAAGUUCUGCAGAAGGCAUUGCGGAACGUGAUUGAUGGCACCAUCUCAGUGGAAUCGGAUGUUGUGUCACAGUUGCGGCAACAGUUCAGGUCGCUGUCUGGAAAGGAGAGGCGGCAAUUGGCCAGUGCCUACAUUUGGUUGGACUGGUUUUCAAUUGCACAGGAGCCAAGUCCAGACACCGAGCUUGGCAUUCGAUCGAUUCCUUUUUACGUGGGGGCCUGCCAGCUCUUCGUUGCGUUGGUUCCUCCCUUCCCACAUCUCGUCACACAACAAGAUUGCGAUUUUGCCAGCUGGCUAUCACGAGGGUGGUGCCGAGCAGAGAUGUGGUGUCAGCUGCUUUCUGAUAGGUCGGCAGAUUCGAACGUGCCGAUGAUUGUCAUCUCCAGUGCAGACCAAAUUGAAUUCGCGCUUCCGCUGCAGUGGGUGCAAAACCCAGUACACGAAGGCGAAUUCACCUGCGAUGCUGACCGCCUCAGAGUAGCUACCUUUGUGCAAGCAGCGCUUGACAACAAGCUGCGCCGUUUGGAAGCUGCUGGGAACAUGGAUCUUUUCAGGCACCUCGUCUUUCCAGCCCGUGAUUUCAUCGGCCUGCCUUCCCCCCGACGAAGCGCGGAUGACUUCGUUUCUCGCUUUCGAUUCCCAUCGCUGAAGGCCGCACUGCGCCAGACGUCGGGCAUGGGCGCCAUGGCAUGCGCAGCUCUGGGCGGCGAUGCCGCCCUUGUUCGCCGCUUGGCACUGGAGGGUGCGCCAAUUCAAACGCGGCUCAACGCAAUCCCGGAGGUCGCCGUGGAAGUUGGAUGGACUCCACUACAUCUGGCAACCAUUAGGAGGGACGAGCUUGUUUUGGCCGAGCUCCUUCAGCUUCGCGCCAAUCCCAACUGCACGGACAGCCUCUUGAACAUGCCGGUGCUUGGACUGUGCAGGACACCCUCAGCUGUCAGAAAGUUCGUAGAGCACAGGGCGGACGUGAAUCUGAGGCUACCUCCAUGCUACCAAUCCCCGCUGGCCUUGGCAUGCAACCGUCAAGCCUCAGUGGCUGUCACUGCGGAGCUCAUCAAACUUGGUGCCGAAGUGAACCCGUCGUCAAGUGGUGCGGGCAUGGGACCCUUGGCAUCCCUUGCAAGCACGGCCACCAGCAACCCUCACUGUCUGGACCAGUUGGCGUUGCUGAUCAAACAGAAGGCAGACGUCAACCAGCCUUGCAGAACCAGCGGCCUCUUCCUUCUGCUCGAAUGGUUCUGUCGUGCGCACAUUUCGUUGGUGCAGGACAGGGCGAUUGCUGGGCUCAAGUUCACAGCAGACAUGAGCACCACAGCCUUGGGUCACGCGUGCUUUUUCGGUGCGGAUCGUAUGGUGCAGUUCCUCUUGGAUGCAGAUGCAGACCCCGAAGUUCGAAACAAGCGCGGACGCACGCCGGCGCAGAUGGCGCGGCAUGCGAGUGUUAAACGCACCCUGCACCACCAUGCAACCAGCUUUUCGAUCUGA
This is a messenger RNA of Symbiodinium pilosum, 1686 nucleotides long. Lineage: Eukaryota; Dinophyceae; Suessiales; Symbiodiniaceae. The record is from the annotation of a GenBank genome assembly.